Stegodyphus dumicola is the source of this 751-nucleotide messenger RNA. RefSeq names its product cathepsin L (gene CtsL1). NCBI's taxonomy places the organism in Eukaryota, Metazoa, Arthropoda, Arachnida, Araneae, Eresidae. Gene Ontology annotation, biological process: proteolysis. Gene Ontology annotation, molecular function: cysteine-type peptidase activity. The record is from RefSeq and is a predicted model, not a curated record.
CUUAAUACCAAGAAGAGCUCCUAAAGAUAAGAUUUCAGCCAAUAAUAUGCUGUAUAGGUUUAAAUGUUUAGUGACAACGAAUCUUGAUAAGACUGGAAAAAAGUUCCAAAAUUUUGAGUUCAGUCAAAUGAUCAGAUCUCAGUCAACCUGAGAAGUGUAAUGAAUUAGGGCUCGUUUUUGCAGUUUAUAACACCUAAGUUAUUUUCUGGCAGUUUUAAAUUUGAGCUGAAAACUGUUAUUUCUUCCCAUUAAUUGUUUUGAUAAUUAGUAAUUUAAAAUAUCGCCUGUAUCUGAGAUUAAGAUACCGAUCAUGAAGGUAUUACUUACAUUUCUUGCCUUUUGCGGCUUUAUUUACGCUUCCAGUGCUUAUGUUUCAGAGAAGGAUGUGCUGAAAGAAGAAUGGGAAGCCUUCAAGCUUGAAUUCAAGAAAUUUUAUGGAGAAACUGAAGGUGCAUUCAAGAUGAAAGGUUUCAUGGAAAAUAAGCAUAAAAUUGCUCAGCUUAACCAGUUUUAUUUUAAAGACAGGAAUUCUAAAAAGGCACAAUAUAUUCUAAAAGCAGGACAAGAUUAUGGAAAUAAGAAACUAUAUGAAGAAACCGAAGAUGCUUUCAGGAUGAAAGUUUUCAUGGAAAAUAAGCAUAAAAUUGCUCGGCAUAACCAGUUAUAUUCUAAGGGCAAGAAGUCUUACAGUCUUGCAAUGAAUAAGUUUGGGGAUUUGGUGAGUAAAAUUGUUUAAUUCUUCUUAUUUCAU